Molecule: messenger RNA, 873 nt
Organism: Strongyloides ratti
Lineage: Eukaryota; Metazoa; Nematoda; Chromadorea; Rhabditida; Strongyloididae
Product: Band 7 protein family and Stomatin family-containing protein
Exons: 4
Coding region: 1-873 (290 amino acids)
Cellular component (GO): plasma membrane
Source: RefSeq, a predicted model, not a curated record
AUGUCUGGAAAAGAAUCUCGCCAUGAACCACAAUGGAUAGCUCCAUCAGCAAACCAGGUAGAUAGACAAGAUGUACCUCCAGAUUAUGAAACGAUAGGAACAAUUUUUGGGUACGCCCUCCUUGCUCUUUCAUGGCUCCUUAUAAUAAUUACAUUUCCUUUUUCAAUGUGUGCAUGUUUAAAAGUUAUCAAAGAAUAUGAAAGAGUUGUUAUAUUUAGAAUUGGAAGACUUGUUUUUGGAGGUUCUAGAGGUCCAGGAAUGAUAUUUGUAAUACCAUGUGUUGAUACAUACCGAAAAAUUGAUCUUCGUGUUGUUUCAUAUGCUGUACCACCACAAGAAAUUUUAUCUAAAGAUUCUGUAACUGUUUCUGUAGAUGCUGUUGUAUAUUUUCGAACAUCAGAUCCAAUUGCAAGUGUUAAUAAUGUUGAUGAUGCAAUUUAUUCAACAAAACUUCUUGCACAAACAACAUUGAGAAAUGCUUUAGGUAUGAAAACACUUACUGAAAUGCUUACAGAAAGAGAAGCUAUUGCACAGUUAUGUGAAACUAUUCUUGAUGAAGGUACAGAACAUUGGGGUGUUAAGGUAGAAAGAGUUGAAGUUAAAGAUAUUAGACUUCCUCAACAAUUGACAAGAGCUAUGGCAGCUGAGGCAGAAGCUGCCCGUGAAGCAAGAGCUAAAGUUGUUGCAGCAGAGGGUGAACAAAAAGCAUCAAGAGCAUUGAAGGAGGCUGCAGAUGUAAUACAAGCAAAUCCAGUAGCAUUACAAUUACGACAUCUACAGGCUCUAAAUAGUAUAGCUGCCGAGCAUAACUCAACAAUUGUCUUCCCAGUGCCAGUUGAAAUGUUUGGGGCAUUUAUGAAAAAAGAUGAAUGA